Molecule: messenger RNA, 1871 nt
Organism: Rubroshorea leprosula
Lineage: Eukaryota; Viridiplantae; Streptophyta; Magnoliopsida; Malvales; Dipterocarpaceae
Source: the annotation of a GenBank genome assembly
CCGGGAUUACACGUCAGCAGUCACCGUCGGGUGUGGGUUCCGGGUCUUCAUCCAUUUUCCGGGUUGGUCUGGAAACUCUGGAGUCUGGACUUAAUAUACGACCCAUUUACCAUUGUGGAUAUGGGCCAUUUCGUUUCAGUUGAGAUUUAGAUUUUAGGUGAUGAAAAUGAGGGACCUUGUUGUUUCUCUCUUGGAAUCUGGAGGACGAUGGCAAGUUUCGCCGGUUUAUUGUCUUCUCCAGUCUUGGUUCGCUGCUGCUUUUCCCGUCGUCGUUCUAUUUUUUCUACCGUCGAAAUCAAGGGAGUUUUGAACCGGAGAGUGUCUGUGUUUCCUGUUAAGUGCUCCUCGUGGAGGCCGAGUCAAGAUGCUGACUCGGAAGCAGAAACGACUUCUUCGUCUUCAAUUUCGUUGUCCAGUUCGACGUACAAGUGGUGUGCAGGGAUUGGAGCUGUUGGGUUCCUUGAAACUGCCUACUUAACUUACCUCAAGCUCAGCAAUUCCGAUGUGUUUUGCCCUGUUGGUGGUGGGAGUUGUGGAGAUGUCCUCAACAGUGAUAAUGCAGCUGUUUUUGGUGUUCCUCUUCCACUGAUUGGAUUGGUGUCAUAUGGAUUUGUUAUGACACUUAGUCUGCAGUUAAACGCAAAGACCUUACCUUUUGGGCUCAGUGAAACAUAUGGUCGGCUGGCGAUAUUGGGGAGCACUACCUCCAUGGCAGCUGCCAGUGCAUAUUUUUUGUACAUACUAAGCACAAAGUUUGCUGGAACAUCAUGUUCUUACUGUCUAGUGUCAGCUCUGUUGUCAUUCAGUCUAUUUUUCAUCAGUGCAAAGGAUGUUGGGUUGCAGGAGAUACAAAGGGUGGUGGGUUUAGAGAUAUGCAUAGCCACCUUGGUGAUUCUUACACUAAACACUGCCUACAGUACUUCUCAAACUGUCCCCUCUAGGUGACUGAACUAGCAUGGUUUAUGGUAUCCUUUUUUGGCUGUUUAAGUGAUAGCAAUUUCUUUACAAAAUUCAAACUAAAGUUUCUUGUUUAGAUAUGUUUCUGAUUACACAGCUGUUAUCCAAACAGAAACAUCUUUUGGCAUAUUUGAUCAGAAAUAUUUUUAUUCUUUUAGUGUACCUUCUAAUGCAUCUUAUGUUAUGGCAACCACUUUUAUGGACUUUGUAAGCCAAGCCAACCCAAUUCAGCUGGCAUCACAAUCAGGGUCUUUCUUCUUGACUAGAAGCUUCUUUUGCAUCCUUAAAGACUUCAUUUGAAAUAGGCUUAGUUAUUGUUAUCUCUAGUUUUGUUCUUGUAACAUACAUUUGUAGUUACUUCUCUCUCGUUAUUCUUGACUUUGCAGCCCGGCUGAAUUUGAACUUCCAUUUUUCACAACUGAGAUAACAACAACAUCAAGUCCCUCUGCAUUAUCUCUUGCAAGACAUCUACACUCUAUUGGAGCUAAGAUGUAUGGGGCCUUCUGGUGUUCUCACUGUUUAGAACAAAAACAGAUAUUUGGAAGUGAGGCAUCAAAGCUGUUAGAUUACGUGGAAUGCUUCCCCAACGGAUAUAAGAAAGGAACAAAGAUAGCCAGGGCAUGUGCAGAUGCUGGAAUAGAAGGUUUCCCCACCUGGGUGAUCAAUGGGCAGGUUUUGAGUGGAGAACAAGAAUUGACAGAUCUGGCAGAAGCAUCCGGAUUCAAGUUUAAUGAAUAGGGUCGAUCGAUCCAUUGUUUUGCCAUUGUAGUACUUGUACAGCUUAUAGAUAAACCCCAAUUCUCUUAAGGUUUAUUGAGUAAAUUUUGUCAUUUUACAAAAUUGCUAUUUUUAAGUGAAGAAAUUGAUGUUUUACCAUAUGACCUGUAUAGAGAAAAGAAAUCAGUGUUUAUAAG